AUGUCGUCUUCAGAUCUCGAUCAAUUGGUCAUGAUGGGCUUUGACAAGGAGAAGAGUCAGAUGGCUAUUAAAGCCACCGGCAGCUUGGCCGACGCCAUCGACUGGUUAGAUCAAAACUCCUCAAAGUCGAUAGAGGAAUUGAGAAGUGAGAAGGAAGCCGCAGACAAGGCAAAGGCCGAAGAAGCAGCGGAGGAAGCCCGGAGUUUGGUUUGCAACGAGUGUGGGAAGAAGUUCAGAGGCACCGCACAAGCCGAAUUCCACGCGAGUAAAUCUGGGCAUACCGACUUCGCCGAGUCCACGGAAGAGAUCAAACCCUUGACCGAGGAAGAAAAGAAAGCCAAGUUGGCAGACCUAAGAGAGAAACUAGCCGCCAAGCGCGCCGUACAGGCGGAGCAGGACAAGGUUGAUCAAAAACGAAACGAGCAGAUCAAUCGCAAGAAGACCAAAGAGACAGAGGAUGCGAAGGAACAACUGCGGGUAAAAGAGCAGAUCAAGGAAGCCGAGAAGAAGCGGAGAGAGAAACAAGCUGAUAUCGAGGCAAAGAAGCGAAUACAGGCCAAAAUUGCAGCCGACAAGGAAGAAAGACGGUUGAAAGCCGAGAGAGAAAAAGCUGCUCGGUCUGGCGCUGCUCUGCCCGUCGCUGAGACGCCUGCUGCGACGCCAGCACCUCCGAAGCCAGCCUCAGAAUACAAGGAGACGCGACUCCGGUUACAGACUUCAGCCGGAAAUAUCAUGAAGACCUUCCCGGUCGAGACGACGCUGUUUGAGGUUGCCGCUGCGAUAGGCGAUGAGACAGGACGGGAUGUGGAAAGCUUCACCCAAAACUUCCCCAGAAAGGUGUUCGGGCAGGAGUAUUUCGGAGAGUCGCUGAAGGAUUUGAAGCUGGUACCCAGCGCAAGCUUGAUCGUGAAGUAG
Exophiala spinifera is the source of this 915-nucleotide messenger RNA. RefSeq lists its product as uncharacterized. Lineage: Eukaryota; Fungi; Ascomycota; Eurotiomycetes; Chaetothyriales; Herpotrichiellaceae. The transcript has 2 exons. The coding region runs from base 1 to 915 and encodes 304 amino acids. The record is from RefSeq and is a predicted model, not a curated record. Gene Ontology annotation, molecular function: protein binding.